CAUAGAAGAUGUAUUGUAUUCCCGAAAAACAAUAGGCUCACCCAACAUCCUUGUUUUCACAUAACCCUAAAGUUAAGCACUUGCAUCUUCUAUAUCAUAAACGUAAAAUUACAUAACAGUAUGUUCAACAAACAGCAGUUAAAAUCCAAUAAGCAAAGCCUCCCAUUUCAUUUCAUUUCAUUCGUUAAAUCUUCUUCUCUCCUACUAGUGUUCUGUUCGCUGGAAAAAUUUCGCCAUAGAGCCAUUUCUGCCUGCGAAUCCUAAUGGUAGAGGCAGUUUUAUGUUUGAAUUUGCAGGCCUUUUGAGGUGAGAAGGCUCAAAAUUUGGCUCUGCAAGUGGUUUUUACUGCACCCAAAACCACCGUGGCUUCUAGCGGCUAUCGACAUUUUUGGAGGGCCUGCUCUGAGAUUUUGCUUGUUUACGACAUUUGGGUUUUCUUUUUGUGGAAUUCUGCUUAUGUUUUUUCUGUGAAGGAUUGGUAAAAUCGCAGAGGAUUUGGUGGGUUGUUGGAUGAUUGGAUCAUUUCAGCUUUGGCCAUGAGAUAUCAAACAGCUAGUCCGGCUUGUAUGCCGGCGAGUAAUGGAAAGAAGCCCAAAAUGAUUUGCAAGAAGGAAGAGACUCACGAAAACGGAAGGAUUUUGAAUGGCGGUGAUUUUUUGGAAGGGAAAUCAGUAAGACUCAAGGGAGGCUCAUCUGCAGGACACAACGGGAAUACCCACAAAGAGCUAGAAUGUUUAAAUUCCCCUUCAGACCAAGUAAGCGAAGACGGGAAGUCUAGCCAAGAAAUUCAGGUUUCAAAGAAGCGGGUCUUUGAAGGAACAGGGGAUCUGCUCUUACAAUGGGGUCAAAACAAGAGGUCCCGUGGUUAUAGAGCUGAUUACAACAGAAACGUCGUCGACGAAACGUCUGUGAAGGAAAGGAAGAUGAUUCGCAUUGAUAGGCGAAGUGGUAGAAAUGAAAAGCCCUCUGCAUCUGCCCAAAACCCAUCGGCAGUUCAUUCACGAAGCACACCGUUGCGGCCCUGUACUCCUGUCCACGACCCUUCUACUUCUGCUUUUAUUCACAGAAAUUCAGAAGACCCAUCUCCGUCGGGAAACUGUGUAAAUCUGGGAAUCAAUGGAUUUUCAAGUGACAGUCGUGUCUUCAACCGGAGGGCUGAUAUGCAUGCCCCAAAAUCUCCAGACAAAAUAGAAAAAGUUGUUCCUGGAUCUCUACAAAUGAACUGUGGACUUGCUGUUGGCAUGGCUGGCGAGUCUACACCGUCUGAAACAGAGGCCUUUGCUCAUACAGAGAAGGUGAACCUGGAGAUGUUUGAAUGGCCUAGGAUUUAUAUCUCACUCUCACGGAAAGAGAAAGAAGAUGAUUUUUUUGCUAUGAAGGGAAGCAAACUUCCACAGAGACCUAAAAAGAGGGCAAAGAAUGUUGAGAAGCUAUUACAGUAUUGCUUUCCAGGAAAUUGGUUGUCUGAUUUAACCAAAGCACGCUAUGAAGUCCGAGAAAAGAAAUGUGUAAAGAAGAAACCAAGGGGGCUAAAGGCCAUGGAAAGUUUAGAUAGUGAUUCAGAUUGAAGACUCUGUCCAUAAAGACCAAUGGUUGCUGCUUUGGAUGAGUUGUUGAAUGUCCAGAUGAUGUACAAUUGCAGAUGAUGGUGUUAAGAGCUACAUUGAUUCAGAUGAGGUGACACUUUGGAUGAAUUGUUCGAUGACUCAGCCAUCUUGGCAUGAUUUUUAUACAGCGACCAUCAGAGCCUUUUAGUCACACCCCAUCAAACUGCAGGCAGAUUGAUUGUGUAAUGCUUGGAAAAGAAUGUUGCUGUCUGCUCCCCAUUAGUCAGUAUCAACUAGGAUGAAAAGAGUUCUGGUUCUCCUUUUACUCAAUAUUCAGGGUUGGGUCUAAAUUCAUGGACUCACUCUUGUAUAGAUCUCAAUUUGGCCAAUUAGAAAGAAACAGAAACAGUGUUAGCCAUGCAGGCAUUAGCCUUUCUACCCCAGUUUUAAAGGCGGGUCUGUAGAAUCAAGCAUUCCUUUCAGGGAUUUGAAAAGGCUUCUUGUAUUUACUUCUCAAACUGUAGAGCUUCUGAAUAAAAUUCUUUGAUUUAAAGCAAAUUGUACUUUUUGGGGCA
Molecule: messenger RNA, 2122 nt
Organism: Cryptomeria japonica (Japanese cedar)
Lineage: Eukaryota; Viridiplantae; Streptophyta; Pinopsida; Cupressales; Cupressaceae
Exons: 5
Coding region: 537-1568 (343 amino acids)
Source: RefSeq, a predicted model, not a curated record